Molecule: messenger RNA, 2220 nt
Organism: Saimiri boliviensis boliviensis (Bolivian squirrel monkey)
Lineage: Eukaryota; Metazoa; Chordata; Mammalia; Primates; Cebidae
Source: RefSeq, a predicted model, not a curated record
CCCUUGUGUCUUCAGAACCUUCUGUUCCCUUGAAGACACUCCCUAUCUGUGCUGCUUCUCCAUAACCAUGAUUGGGGCUUGGGACUGCUCUGGCCAAUAGAGGGCGGCAGAAGCGAUGUCAUGUGACUUUCAAGGCUGCAUCUUGAGCAGCGUCCUGCUCUCUGGAAAGGCCCCUCUUGGAACUAGAACUUCCUCCAUAUUGUGAGGAAGCCCAGGCCACACGGGAGACCCCUGUGUGUGUUGCUGCUGGCGUUCCUACUGAGCCCUCUGCCAACAGCUGGCCUCAGCUGCCUACCCACUGAGCACCUGCCGGGAGCCGUACUGGGCGCUGAAGGAUAGAAGUGAACGGUCCUCCCUCUUGGAGCUGAGGUUCCCGCAAAAAAAACCAGAACGCGUCCUGCAGCGAAAGGCUUCCGUGCCGCCAGCGGGAUCUUCCCAACCUUUGGGAAGAUCCCUAAUGGCUCCUCCUGACGCCCGUCUCUAGGGACGCACGCCCGUCUCUAGGGACCCACGCCCUCCUUUGGCUGCCGCCGGGCGGAGUCUCGCGAGAUCUUGUGACUUACCGCGGCAUCGCCCAACGGUUGCCGGGAAACGGCGCGGCUUCUGCGGAACUGGCGCUUUGGACUCGGGUAGCGGCUGGGCUUGUCCGCCGGCGUCAUGGCGCCCAAAAAGAAAGGGAAGAAAGGCAAAGCCAAAGGCACUCCAGUUGUCGAUGGACUCACCCCAGAGGACAUGAGCAAGGAGCAGGUGGAGGAACAUGUGGGCCGUAUCCGAGAGGAGCUGGACCGUGAGCGGGAGGAGCGCAACUACUUCCAGCUGGAGCGGGACAAGAUCCACACCUUCUGGGAGAUCACCCGGAGGCAGCUGGAGGAGAAGAAGGCUGAGCUCAGGAACAAAGAUCGGGAGAUGGAAGAGGCCGAGGAGAGGCACCAAGUGGAGAUCAAGGUGUACAAGCAGAAAGUGAAGCACCUGCUCUAUGAGCACCAGAACAACCUGACAGAGAUGAAGGCUGAGGGCACCGUGAUCAUGAAGCUGGCACAGAAGGAGCACCACACUCAGGAGGGUGCGCUGCGCAAGGAUAUGCGGGCGCUGAAGGUGGAGCUCAAGGAGCAGGAGCUGGCCAAUGAGGUGGUGGUGAAGAACCUGCGGCUGAAACACACUGAGGAGAUCACCAAGUUGCGGAAUGAUUUUGAGAGGCAAGUUCGAGAAAUUGAGGCCAAGUAUGACAAGAAGAUGAAGAUGCUGAGGGAUGAGCUCGAUCUGCGGAGAAAGACCGAGCUGCAUGAAGUGGAGAAGAGGAAGAACGGCCAGAUCAACACGCUGAUGCAGCGCCACGAGGAGGCCUUCACUGACAUCAAGAACUACUACAACGACAUCACCCUCAACAACCUGGCCCUCAUCAACUCCCUCAAGGAGCAAAUGGAGGACAUGCGGAAGAAGGAGGACCACCUGGAGAGGGAGAUGGCAGAGGUGUCUGUGCAGAACAAGCGCCUGGCGGACCCUCUCCAGAAGGCUCGCGAGGAGAUGGGUGAGAUGCAGAAGCAGCUCGCGAACUACAAGAGGGACAAGCAGAUCCUGCUCUGCACAAAAGCACGUUUAAAAGUCACAGAGAAAGAGCUGAAAGACCUGCAGUGGGAGCACGAAGUGUUAGAGCAGCGGUUCACCAAGGUGCAGCAGGAGCGGGAUGAGCUCUACAGGAAGUUCACUGCUGCCGUCCAGGAGGUGCAGCAGAAGACCAGCUUUAAGAACCUGGUGCUAGGGCGCAAGCUGCAGGCCCUCAGCGCCGCUGUGGAGAAGAAGGAGGUGCAGUUCAACGAGGUGCUGGCGGCCUCCAACCUGGACCCUGCAUCCCUGACGCUGGUGUCCCGCAAGCUCGAGGAUGUUCUGGAAUUGAAGAACAGCACCAUCAAGGACCUGCAGUAUGAGCUGGUCCGGGUCUGUAAGGCCCACAAUGACCUGCUGCGCACGUACGAGGCAAAGCUGUUGGCCUUCGGGAUCCCUCUGGACAACUUGGGCUUCAAGCCCUUGGAGACAGCUGUGAUCGGGCAGAUGAUAGGCCAGGGCCCUGCGGGACUGGUGGGCACCCCCACGUAGCCGCCCCUUUGGGGGGGCACAGCCCCCAGAGCCAGCCUCGGAACUCUCUAGAUGACACCCCCGUUCACACCAAGGACAGCAAGUGUUUUAGAUUUCAUCAUCAGCAAAUGAAAGCUUUUCACAUGU